AUGACCCCAUGGUCACUGGUUUGCCCGGCAUCAAGGGGCAUUGGCUUUGCCUUAGCUCGGAGAAUAUUGCAGACAACGAAUGCUCCGGUUGUCGCAACCGCACGGAAGGAUAUUGAAAAGACAAAGAGGUGGCUGUUGGCUGGCUUAGAAGUCGAUGAAGGCAGAUUGACAAUGAUAAAUGUAGAUGUUCUAGAUGAAAGCACAAUUGCCAAUGCUGCAGCCGCAUGCAAAGAGAAGUUCCCGAUUUCAUCGAAUGCAAAUCACCUACACCUGGCCUUUAUUAUCCCAGGGAUCCUGUUUCCUGAGAAGUCGCCUGCGCAAAUUGACGCCGACAACGCUUUACUUACGUUCCGCACCAACACACUUGGCCCGAUGCUGAUGCUCAAACACUUUGCACCAUUUUUACCCAAGAAGACAGUGGUAAUCUUAACCGACGAGUAUGCGUACCAAAACCUCCCCUCCCAGUCCACCACAGCCGUCAUGUCCGCACGUGUAGGAAGCAUAUCCGAUAAUCGUCUCGGAGGGUGGUACAGCUACCGGGCCUCUAAAGCGGCUGUCAACCAAGUUGUCAAGACUUUUGACAAUCACCUCCGGACGGUAUCGGGCGACAAUGCUUUGGCUAUCGCGAUUCAUCCCGGAACCGUUAGGACGGAAUUGAGCCGGGAGUUUUGGGAAAGUGUUCAGAAGGACAAGUUAUUUGAGAAGGAGUGGGUAGCAGAGAAAUUGCUGGAUGUGGUCAAGAGUAUUGGAGUCGAGGGCAGGGGACGAUGCUGGGACUGGAGUGGGAAGGAAGUGCCGCCUUAGGCUUGAUUGUUGAAAAGGGAGGGAGAGUGUUCCACCAAGUCAGCUGCCGAUUCGUUUCUUAGUCACAUGUCUGCAUCUGUUUAUGUUCGCAUGAUUCCUCAGGGCUAUCUUGGUUUUCACGGGCAUGCAAGGGAUGAACAUAGGCCAAGACAUCAAGGGAUAAUUGACUCACCU
Molecule: messenger RNA, 978 nt
Organism: Westerdykella ornata
Lineage: Eukaryota; Fungi; Ascomycota; Dothideomycetes; Pleosporales; Sporormiaceae
Product: NAD(P)-binding protein
Exons: 2
Coding region: 1-804 (267 amino acids)
Source: RefSeq, a predicted model, not a curated record